AUGAGAAACGUGAUAGAUAGACAAACUUCUUCUUCUUCUUCUUCUUCUUCUUCUUCUUCUUCUUCUUCUUCUUCAAAUACUUCUCUCUUCCAAUUCUUAUUCUUCAAAAUUUUCAAAUUCUUCCUCUUCUUCAAAUGCUCCAAUUUUUCUUCAUAUUCUUCAAAUUCUUCUUCAACUUCGUCUUCAAAUUCUUCAUCUUCUUCAAAUUAUUUUUCAAAUCUUUUUCAAAUUCUUCUUCUUCAAAUUCUUCUUCUCCUUCUCCUCCUUCUUCUUUUUCUUCUUCUUCUUCAGAGACCUGUAAGUUUCAAAACCACCAUCUUAUCCUUCCCCUGUCCCCUUUUCGUGUUUCUUUUUCCCUUUACCGAAAGCUCACUACCAAAUAUUUCCUUCUCCUACGUUCGAUUCGCAUUACUAUUUGUGUUUCACUGUUUUCUCCAUGUAAAGACCACGCAGGAUCAUUUUAUCUCCCAGUACUUACCGUUAUAG
Acanthosepion pharaonis is the source of this 486-nucleotide messenger RNA. The record is from the annotation of a GenBank genome assembly. Lineage: Eukaryota; Metazoa; Mollusca; Cephalopoda; Sepiida; Sepiidae.